This is a messenger RNA of Erythranthe guttata (spotted monkey flower), 3241 nucleotides long. RefSeq names its product Leucine-rich repeat protein kinase family protein. Gene Ontology annotation, biological process: protein phosphorylation. Lineage: Eukaryota; Viridiplantae; Streptophyta; Magnoliopsida; Lamiales; Phrymaceae. The record is from RefSeq and is a predicted model, not a curated record. Gene Ontology annotation, molecular function: protein kinase activity; ATP binding.
ACAAAAAACAAGAGAGAGAGAAGAGAGAGAGGAGAGAGAGAGAGAGAGUUUCUUCCCCCCACCCCCAUUCCCCCUCUUUCAGAGAGAUGGUCGAGGAGAGUUUUCAUCUCUGAGAUCAUCCUAUCCUGAAAGGGGAAGAAGUCGAUCAAGCAAAUCCGCGCACAAUUUCUCCUUCGUCUCUUCAAUCGUAAUUCAUCUACAUUCUUCUCUGCUACAAUUUUCUGUUUCCGAACCACAAUUUUUCCCACCCAUCAUCAUCGUCAACCUUUUCCCCACCCUCUGCAUUUUCUCUCGUAAACAGGAUCUCGAGAAAAGGAUCGAUUGCUAAAUACAUUAUUUCUACCCCGGAAUUACGCCGCAGAUUGUAGGGCAUUGCAUUGCAAAUUGACCUCCCCAAUUUUUUUUUGUCCUCUGAUAAAAAUCGAAAUCUCAAGAUAGUUAAUUCAGCCGGGUUAUGCAGUUGUUGGUGAAAAGCGUGGUGUUAUAGCCAAACUAAAAGCUGGUUGAAGAUGAGAGACCCCAAUUUUGCUAAUAGUUUAAAGGGGGCUGAUAUGUUAACUUUUGCUUGCUAAGUAGUUUGUGCCUAGUGGCUUAGUAGUGAUUUGGUGUAUGUACAGUUAUCAUUGAUUAGGUGAAGUGAAGGAAUUGUUGGCGUCGUUGUGUUACGUCCGAGUAAUUCUAAAUUGCUCGGAGGGUUAUCGUGCAACUAUACAGCUGGAUAUUUUUUAUGUGGCGCCUCUUUAUAGAUUCCUGCUGGCUGUGUUGGAAGAAACUGUUCAACCUUUGCUCCUCUUCGACAAAUGGUUCUGCACACAAUGGGGGGUAGAUGGACCUCUUGUUUCACGCUUUUGAUUCUUGUUGUGGGAGUUCAUGGUUGCUCUUCGCUCAAUUCUGAAGGAACGGCAUUGCUUCAUUUCCGAGCAAAGGUGGAAUUUGAUCCAUCAGGAGCUUUAUCAAAUUGGAAUGCAGAUGAUUGCGACCCUUGCAUGUGGUCAGGAGUUGAAUGUCUGGACGGUCAAGUGGUUAUGCUAAAUCUUAGUGGACUUUAUUUGGAGGGAGUACUAGCGCCAGAGCUUGGAAACCUUGCCCAUUUGAAAUUUCUUGACCUAUCGAAAAACCACCUUUUCGGCACGAUACCUCCACAAUUUGGACAGCUUAGAGCACUAGAAGUGCUGGAUUUGAGGGAUAAUAGCUUGAGUGGAACAGUUCCUUCAGAAUUAGGAGAGUUGCAUUCCCUAAAACGCUUAUUGCUUCGUAGCAAUAGAUUCGAAGGAAGGAUUCCGGUGGAGAUUGAGAAGCUUUGUAUGCUAACUGAUUUGCAGUUCGAUAAUAUCUCUACAAGUGCUGCUCCUGCUGAAAUCGGUUGUGUAAAUAGAAAAUUUGGCCACUGCAUCUGGCAGGGACAAUCGAGGAAAGCAGAACGGAGCAUAAUUCAUUACCUUAAACUGCUGGCACAGUUGAAGUUUCCAAGCGACAUGUCACACAACCAUGGUGAUAAUGACUGCAGCAAUCUAACAGAUUCACCGGAUACAGGUGUGAUUCGGAACGUAGACAUGCACGUAACUAAUGUACGCCGCAUCCUAGACGAACAAACCAGUAGUAAUCUUGUUGCUGUUCCUCCCAACAUUCCGGUCCCACCUCCGACGGGAGCUUUCGUUUCUCUUCCAAGCAGAAGUAGUGGCUCAUUUCCUGCUAUACCGAAUGCGAAGAAACUUUCUCCUUUGCCUAUACCCUCACCGACUUCAGGAGAAGAGAAUAUGCCUCGUGGGAGUCGAUCAAACGAUAAUCAGUCAUCUGCUGCUGGAAAUUCUGUGAAUUCGCUGAAGCUUAUAAUUGGAAUAUUGGCUGCAGUUUUCUUGCUCAUUGUUUUGGCAGUUAUAUUUGCCAUCUUCAGGUGUAGAGCAGCUAAAACAAUUGGUCCUUGGAAGACUGGAUUGAGUGGACAGUUGCAGAAAGCUUUUAUUACAGGCGUCCCUAAGUUGAACAGAGGUGAGCUAGAAACUGCAUGUGAGGAUUUCAGUAAUAUUAUAUAUACCCAUGAUGGUGUGGCCACGUUAUACAAGGGAACUCUAUCAAGUGGAGUCGAGAUUGCUGUUGUUUCAACUGCUAUAGGUUUUUUAAAUGAAUGGUCAAAACGCGCGGAAUUAACAUUCAGGAAGAAGAUUGAUAGCUUGUCUCGAGUGAAUCACAAGAAUUACGUUAAUCUUAUCGGCUACUGCUCGGAAGAUGUACCUUUCACUAGAAUGAUGGUUUUUGAGUACGCUCCAAAUGGCUCUCUCUUUGAGCAUUUGCACAUUAAAGAACUCGAACACCUUGACUGGAGCGCAAGGAUGAGGAUAAUCAUGGGGACUGCUUAUUGCCUUCAGUACAUGCACGAUCUCACUCCACCAAUCGCACAUGUCAACUUGACUUCGAAAGACAUAUUCUUGACCGACGAUUAUGCUGCUAAAAUUGCGGAUGUAUCUUUCUGGGCCGAACUCAUAGCCAAAUCGAAGAAUCCUUCCGAAACCGACUCGGAGCAUUCUGAUGUGCCUUUGGAAACAAAUGUUCGCAGUUUUGGAAUCCUUUUGAUCGAAAUAAUUUCCGGAAAACUCGCUUGCGUAGAAGGGCAAGGCAAACUAGUAAACUGGGCUGCUCAGUACUUGAACGAUAAGGCGACCAUAAAAAACUUGAUCGAUCCAAGUUUAGCGUCUUUUAAGGAAAACGAGCUAGAAACUGUGUGCGACGUAAUACAGAGUUGCAUCGAAGAAGAUUGGAGGAAAAGACCUCCGAUGAAAGAAGUGAUUCCGAAAUUGAGACAAGCCAUUGAUAUAUCAGCCGAAGCAGCAACCCCGAGGCUAUCUCCACUUUGGUGGGCCGAACUCGAGAUAUUAUCGGCAGAGGCCGCUUGAUCGAUUCUAGCGCGCGUGCAAAUUGCAAUCUGAAUGAUAAGAAUAUUGAAAGGUUGAAGUACAAUACUAGAGAGCACGAAGUGAUGAAGGUACAACAAUGUGAAAUAUUUUUUUGUUGCGUGGGAUCAAAUCAAAAUCAAAAUCAAAGUGGAUUAGAGAAGGGAUGAUCGCAAUUGUAGCAAUGUGCCUUCGACCUCAGGGAAGAUAAUGUAUGGCUUAAUGCAGACUAGGAAAUCCUUUUUUUUUUAUUUAUAGAAAACUGAUGAUUACCUGUCCAAAAGUUACUGUUUUGUUUUUUCUUUUUUUCUUUUUUUAAUAAGAUGUUAGAUUUUAUUUUGAAAUUAUAAGCC